AUAUGAAUAUGAAUAUGAAUAUGAUGAGGCUAUGGUGUUCUGGUUGGUAAACUACAGUCACCAACCACAGGGGCAGGGGCAGAGUCAGAGUCAGAGUCAGAGGCAGAGAUGGUAGCUAUUGCAUUUCAACAAGCUCUCCCAUUUCGUCUCUCUUAUUCUCCUUCUCCUUUGGCCUUCCCAAUCAUUCACAAAUUCUCCAACGCAGGUCGUCAUGCGAUAACUAUCUGUUCAAAGAAACAUGCGAAAUCAAGGCUCACCCUCUGCUUUGCUCAGGCACAACCCGUGGCAGGGCAGGAGCACAAGGUGGAGUCUGGUAAUGAUGUUGUAAGAGACACAAGUGUGUCCGUUGUUCUAUUGGCUGGAGGCCAGGGCAAGAGGAUGGGAGCUACCAUGCCAAAGCAGUAUCUUCCUCUUUUGGGUCAACCCAUUGCUCUCUAUAGUUUCUACACCUUUUCUCACAUGCUUCAAGUCAAAGAAAUUGUUGUGGUUUGUGAUCCUUCCUACAAGGACAUUUUUGAAGAUGCCAAGGGAAAUUUACAACCACAACUCAAAUUUGCCCUGCCUGGGAAAGAAAGACAAGAUUCUGUUUACAAUGGCCUUCAGGCUGUUGAUCCAAACUCUGACCUUGUUUGCAUUCACGAUUCUGCAAGGCCUUUGGUGUUAUCAGGAGAUGUGAAAAAGGUCCUUAAAGAUGGAUUAUUGUACGGAGCUGCUGUUCUUGGCGUCCCUGUGAAGGCCACAAUCAAAGAGGCAAACAGUGAAUCAUUUGUAGUUAAAACACUGGACAGAAAAACGCUAUGGGAGAUGCAGACCCCACAGGUUAUCAAGCCCGAGUUGCUUAAGAAAGGCUUUGAGCUAGUACAUAGAGAAGGUCUUGAAGUUACUGAUGAUGUGUCCAUUGUUGAGCACCUAAAACAUCCUGUUUAUGUCACUGAAGGGUCUUAUACAAAUAUUAAGGUGACUACGCCUGAUGACAUGUUACUGGCAGAGAGAAUAUUGAAUUUAAAUGCUGGAGAAAAUAUAGUUUUGCCUAUUCACCUUUGAAGGGAAAUCAUCCCCAAUUUUUUCAUAAUAGAUUACUUUUGAUCCUGCAAGGUGCUAGCAAUCUCGCAGCAAACAAAACUGUAAACAAUUUCUUGAAUUACGUAGUGUAGUUUCUAUUGAAAGUUGUGUAAAAACACAUGGUUCAUGCUUAAAACAAGGAAAAUGUUCCUGCCUGGAAGGGAAAAUCCUCUUCAAUCAAUGAAGCACCGUCCGUUAGUGGAUAAAGUUUGACCUAA
This is a messenger RNA of Cajanus cajan (pigeon pea), 1280 nucleotides long. It is a transcript of the gene ISPD, whose product is annotated as Nucleotide-diphospho-sugar transferases superfamily protein. Lineage: Eukaryota; Viridiplantae; Streptophyta; Magnoliopsida; Fabales; Fabaceae. Gene Ontology annotation, molecular function: 2-C-methyl-D-erythritol 4-phosphate cytidylyltransferase activity. The record is from RefSeq and is a predicted model, not a curated record. Gene Ontology annotation, biological process: isoprenoid biosynthetic process.